Fonsecaea multimorphosa CBS 102226 is the source of this 2112-nucleotide messenger RNA. RefSeq lists its product as uncharacterized. The coding region runs from base 1 to 2112 and encodes 703 amino acids. The transcript has 2 exons. Gene Ontology annotation, biological process: regulation of translation. Gene Ontology annotation, cellular component: nucleolus. The record is from RefSeq and is a predicted model, not a curated record. Gene Ontology annotation, molecular function: mRNA binding. NCBI's taxonomy places the organism in Eukaryota, Fungi, Ascomycota, Eurotiomycetes, Chaetothyriales, Herpotrichiellaceae.
AUGGCAGCAAGCAAGCGCCAAAGUGAGAGUGCAGACUCUAAAGCCUCAAAAAGGGCCAGAGUGGACAAGGUCGGUCCAAAAGUGAAGGGUGCGCGUGCGGAGGACUUUGGAGGCUUCGACCAGGUAACGAACACUUCAACGCAGGAUUUGGUAGAGGAAAAGCCCAAGAGAUCGAAGGGAAAGUAUGGAUCUACGACUCAGAGUCCGUCGACCAAAGCGGAAACAUAUCUAAAUGGCCAAACCUCGCGCGAAGCCCAUGCGAAGCAAAAAGCCCUCGCGCAUGACCGCAAGGCAGCCAAACCUAACGCCGACUCCAUCGCUCGGUCAAAGAAGAUCUGGGAGCGUCUGCGCCGCAAGUCCCACGUCCCCAAGCAAGAACGAGAUGAACUGGUCAAAGAACUCUUCCAGAUCAUAUCAGGGCGAGUCAAGGAUUUUGUCUUCAAACAUGAUUCUGUGCGGGUUAUUCAAUGUGCUUUGAAAUAUGCGACUCCGGACCAGAGGCGGCAGAUCACAACGGAGUUGAAGGGUAGCUACAGAGAACUGGCGGAGUCCAAGUAUGCCAAGUUCUUAAUAGCAAAGAUGGUUGUGGGCGACGAUGCCAGUCGAGAUGCCGUAGUCGAGGAAUUCUACGGCCAUGUAAAGAGGUUGAUCCGCCACCCAGAAGCAAGUUGGAUUGUGGACGACAUUUACAGGACCAUUGCGACGAAGCAGCAAAGAGCCAUCAUGCUCCGAGAAUGGUACGGGCCCGAGUUCGUCAUUUUUGGCAAGUCAAAGACACACGACGCAUCAGAAAAUGAGCAGGUAACAGCUGAACUUUCUGAUAUUCUCACUGAACACCCUGAAAAGAGGGGCCCCAUCAUGUCUCAUCUGCGCGAAAUGACCAAUCAACUUGUUCAAAAGAAGACUACGGGCUUUACCAUCCUCCACGACGCCCUGCUGCAGUAUUUCUUGAAUUGCAAGCCUGGAAGCCCGGAACUUACCGAGUUUUUCUCCAUGCUCCGCGACGAUGAGGAAGGGGAUAUCUACAAGAACCUUGCGUUCACAAAGUCGGGCUCUCGAUUGCUGUGCCUUUGCCUGGCGCAUGGCAACUCCAAGGAUCGAAGAGGGAUGCUGAAGUUUUUCAAGACGCAUAUCAAACUCCUGGCGAGCGACCAAUACGGGCAUAACGUGCUGUUGACCGCAUUUGAGGUUGUUGAUGAUACGGUGAUGACUUCGAAGACAAUUUUCCCAGAGCUUCUGAGCAAAGACCUUGAGGCUGAGGCAAGGGAGCAGGAGUUGCUCGCGCAGGUCGAACAUCUUACUGCGCGUACUCCACUGCUUUAUCUCAUGGCCCCCGAGGCACCGAAGUGGCUCAUCACACAUGAGACAGCCGCACUGAUUUCGGAGGUUCGUGAGAUACGGAAAGAAACAUCCAAGAAGGACCCGGAGACACGCCGCAUUGAACUGGUGAAGUAUAUUGCCCAACCUCUUCUCGACCUUAUUACGAACCAAGCGCGAUAUCUCGCACAGUCGACCUUUGGGUGUCAGUUCAUCACCGAGACCGUUUUUGGUUGUGCUGGCUUUGGCGAGGUACAGGCUGCGUUAGGUGCGAUUGCAGACCUGGCAGCCGAGGCGGUCGAAGGGAAAGAGCAGCAAGAAGAGAAUGACAGGAUCCUGGGUACGCCAGCAGUAGGCCGCAUGCUCAAGGCUCUCGUGCAAGGUGGACGGUUCAACAAAGCGACGAAUUCGAUUCAGCUGGUCGAUCCGCCUUUGAAAUUCGACGAGCUGUUAUUCCAGAAGAUCCAAUUGAAGGGUGGGGACGACGAAAUCGUGGCCUGGGCAAAUGGACCAAAUAGUUUUGUUGUUGUUGCCAUGUUGGAGGCCGAGAAUUUUGAGAAGAAGGAAGAUUUGGUGGAGGUGCUGAGAAAGCACACGAGAGAGUUGGACCAGGAGAACAAAGGGGCGGCCAUCAUUCUAGAGAAGAUUGGCGAUGAUGGUCGGGAGAGGAAUGGCAAGCGAGGCAAAGAACUGGAUGCGAAAGAAGACGGACUGGAGGCCGAACAUGUGAACGUGGAUUCGAACCCGGUCGAGAAGAAGAAGGGCAAGAAAGGGAAGAGCCAAGCCAAGCAUUAG